Messenger RNA from Penicillium cosmopolitanum, 1146 nucleotides. RefSeq names its product lytic polysaccharide monooxygenase auxiliary activity family 9 protein. The record is from RefSeq and is a predicted model, not a curated record. NCBI's taxonomy places the organism in Eukaryota, Fungi, Ascomycota, Eurotiomycetes, Eurotiales, Aspergillaceae. The transcript is spliced from 2 exons. Bases 1 to 1146 code for a protein of 381 amino acids.
AUGAAGAAUUUUGCACUUCUUGUUGGGGCAGCCCUGGCGGCCAUUCCCUAUGUCUCCGCUCACUAUUUUUUCCCUCACUUCAUUGCCGAUGGGAACUUCACGGGAUAUUACGAGUACGUUCACGAUUUCCGCUGCAAUACCGGUUCCAUGGACUAUGCGAGCAAAACAGGUGUAUACAAAGUCAAGGCUGGUGAAACGAUCGGCUUUGGUACCGACUUCAACGCUCUCAUUCAGCACCCCGGCCCGCUUCAGGUUUACAUGUCCAAGGCCCCUGGAGAUGUGCGUGAGUACGAUGGAUCCGGAGACUGGUUCAAGAUUUACGAGCUCGGUCCGGAAAGUUUUUCUAGCGAUGGAAUUACUUGGGGUGUGACAGAUGUCGGAAACUUUACCUUCCAACUGCCCAACGAAAUCCCGGCUGGUCAAUACCUUGUGAGAAUCGAACACAUUGCACUUCAUGGCGCUGGGGACUGGGGAGGUGCCGAAUUCUACUUCAACUGCGCUCAAAUUGAGGUCGAAAGUGACAGCACCACCACUCCGUCUCCUUUGGUCAAAAUCCCUGGAGUCUACGAUGGAUAUGAGCCCGGUAUCCUGUUCUAUAUGUAUCGCGACUAUAUCGUCAACUACACCAUGCCUGGUCCACUUGCAUAUCCACUGGCAGAUGCAGCAUUGCCGAACAUCACUGCGUCGGGUAUAAGUGUUGCCCCAACUACUGCCUGGUCGGCGCCAGCUGUUACACGCUACGCCUCAUCUGUCUCGAUUGUUCAGUCAAGCCCUGUUGCUUCUCACUCAAAGGCAGUUAAUCCUGGCUCAACUGCCACCAGUGCGCCUUUUGUCCGUGGAACAAGCACCUCGUCGUCUACUUCCUCACAGACGACAGAGGCAUCUGGAAAAACUGCUGCUACUAGUCCAGCUUCGAAUAUGGAUUCAGCUCAGGCCACAUCUGGUGAUGACUCGGUUUCUAGUCCUACGACAACUAUUUCUGCUGCUGUUGCUGAAAGCACCUGUGGACUUACCAAGACUGUAACUGUUCACACCACUGUUACUGUGCCUUCUCCUACUAGUGAACCCACCUGUGUUGCGGCCACUUUGACCACGACCACGACCACUACAACCACUAUUCUCGCGAAGGCUACUGGGCAAGUCUGA